This is a messenger RNA of Populus nigra (black poplar), 705 nucleotides long. Its product is annotated as probable calcium-binding protein CML29. Gene Ontology annotation, molecular function: calcium ion binding. The coding region runs from base 45 to 542 and encodes 165 amino acids. The record is from RefSeq and is a predicted model, not a curated record. The transcript has a single exon. Lineage: Eukaryota; Viridiplantae; Streptophyta; Magnoliopsida; Malpighiales; Salicaceae.
GAUGCAAAGCAAACACCAGCUUGCAUAGCAGUUCGAAAGCUUCCAUGGCUCAGCUUGGAUCCCUUUCUGCUGAAUUAGAGUCACUGAACCAAGUCCUGAGCCUGAUGGAGGCGUUUAGAGCCUUCGAUUCAGACAAUGAUGGCUUUAUUACAGCUGCUGAGCUUGGCGGCAUCUUGGGGUCACUUGGAUACAACGCAAGUGAACAAGAUGUGAGUGCAAUGAUGCAGCAAGGAGACACUAACAAGGAUGGUUUGCUAAGCAUGCAAGAGUUUUUGGAGAUGAACACCAAGGAUAUGGAGCUCGGUGAACUUGCAACCUUGCUCCAAACUGCCUUUGAUGCUCUUGAUGUUGAUGUUGAUGGUAUUGUUACUGCAGAGGAAUUGUACGAGGCUACAGUUAAUGGCGGGUUAGAUUUGUCUUUGGAGGAUUGCCAAGGCAUUAUUGCUUCCAUAGAUGCAGAUGGUGAUGGAGCUGUUAGCUGCAAUGACUUCAAGCUGAUUGUUAAUUCCCUUCAGAUCCUAGAAAAUUCAUUUCUGAUGUAGGAUAACUAAUACUGUCUGGACCCAAAUGGAGCUUUAUUGGGAGAUCGCACGAGUUUUAAGUCAUAAAAUUACUAGCGUUAGCAUGAAGCAUAUAUAUAAAAAAUAAGACUCCACUUGUUCUCUACCUUUAUUUUCUUGAAUAUAAGCAUCUUUGAGUGUCUAA